Molecule: messenger RNA, 1035 nt
Organism: Trypanosoma brucei brucei TREU927
Lineage: Eukaryota; Euglenozoa; Kinetoplastea; Trypanosomatida; Trypanosomatidae
Product: mitochondrial carrier protein, putative
Exons: 1
Coding region: 1-1035 (344 amino acids)
Source: RefSeq, a predicted model, not a curated record
AUGCUACGAACGUUGCUGCUGCAUCCACUUUACCUUGCCAUAUCCCGUAAGCGCAUCACAAGGGAAGCGAAACCUCCAUCCGUAUUCUCCAUCAUAGCCUCUGCAUACCGUGGUGAAGUGGGCGGUGGCAACAACUCGAGUAAGAAAGUGAGGGGUCUUCGGGCUAUUUAUCGUGGUGUUGGGGCGGCAAUGAUAGGAAACCUUAUAGGCGAACUGGUCUAUCUCCACACGAUGGAAUGGACGAAAGAGGCACUGGAUGUCGCAUUCGCCGACGCGAACGUUGCUCCUGAGCGCGGCCGUGAUUUCCGGACCAACAGUUUCUCAGCAGCUGUGGGUGGCAUGGCGGGGGAGCUAGCAUCACUUCUUCUUGUAACUCCCAUUGUGGUUGUGUGCAACCGCCAAAUGACUGCGGGGUAUGGCAUGAGUAGCAGCAACACCUACGGAUCACUCCGUGACACUUUACGGGAGGUCAGUAAUCUCUACAAGCAACCCGGCAUCGGUACAAGUUGGGGCACUGCUCGAUACAAAUUGCGUGGUCUCUACGCUGGGCUUCUGCCCGGUAUCAUGACACUCCCCGCAAGUGGCGUGUGGUGGGCACUCUACAGCAGGUCAAAAGCUAUUCUAUAUACAAUGGCAGAACCAACCCUCUCGCGCUGGGAGCGGGAGAUGAGCCUCGUUGGGGAGAAAAAGUCACCAUGGCAGCAAAAUUGGCUUCUUUCCCCAACAGACAACCCCGCACUGAACGCCUUUGCGGGUGUGGUCGCAAGUUGCGUAACAUCGUUUUUAUUUAAUCCCGUUGAUGUGCUACAUACGAGGAUGCAGGCUCUCCCUACAGUUUCUGGAGCUGUCAAGGGCGCCCAGUACACCUCUUUGCGUACUGUAGUACGUGACCUUUUAUCAGCGGAGGGAUGGCGAGGGUUGUUUAAGGGUACUGUUGCAAACGUAGGCGCAUCAGUUGUGGGUGGCGUGGUUUUCUCGUCAGUAUUUGAGUUAACGAAGCUCGGAAGUGACCGAGAACUCUGGAAACAAAUAUGA